AGAGUAACUUUAUUCCCUCUCGCUCCUUCCCUCACUGGAAGCGCUUGGGCCGAGUGGGGCGCUGAAGAGCCACCGCCAAGAGCAAGGCGCCCUCCGCUAACGAGUGAGAAGGAAGUAGCCGGGUCGCCUACCGCUGGUCUGUCAUGGCGUCGUCCCGGCUGCCUCCGACCACGCUGACUCUGAAGCAGUUCUUAAGAAGGCAGCAAGUUCUUCAGUUAUACAGAAAAAUUCUUCAGGCUAUUCAUCAGGUACCCCAUGUAGCUGAUCGUCAUUACUUGAGAGACUGGGCAAGGGCAGAAUUCAAAAGGAAUAAAGAUGCUACAGAAGAGGAUGCAAUCAGGAUGAUGAUCACUCAGGGAAACAUACAGCUUCAAGAACUUAAAAGAACUCUAAAACUGGCAAAAUCCUAGCCUUAAUUGUGGCGUAUAAUAUUUUUUCAAUGUAGCUUCCUUAGAAGACAUCAGAUUUGGAGGGACCUCUCUAAGAAUCAAAAAGUUAUGCUUAUACAGACUGUCGUAGGGAAAGCUGAGUUUGAUAAAAUUAAACUGCAAUGGGCAGAAAUCUGUAAAGAAAGACUGGCAAGGGGGGAUAAUGUUUAAACCUGACAGACACAGCAAAAUGCAAAAAUGGACUGCUACCCCAAAAAUACAGAUUAUGCCUAUGAAAAGCAUUGCUUAGAAUGUGAUCAAGCAGAGGGUUAACUAAGGUCUACUUAAGACUUUGUAAAACCUUUCUCUGUCAGAUUGAAGACGUUACUCUGUCAUUGAGUGUAUUUGUCAUGCAAACUGAUAUCAAGCAAAUGAUGGGAUGAAUUUUUUCCCCUUCAUGUACUGGUUAUGUAUGAAGGAAGCCUUGACUAUAUACCAUUGACAAGAUGCAGAUUUGCAGUGCUUUAGGGGAACAGACUUUCUUACUGUUGAUGUUUUCCAGCUUUAGAAGAACAUCUGCAAAGUUUAUUGAGCCAACAGGAGUAAAAUGCUGAACAGUUUAUGCAAA
Molecule: messenger RNA, 996 nt
Organism: Heteronotia binoei (common prickly gecko)
Lineage: Eukaryota; Metazoa; Chordata; Lepidosauria; Squamata; Gekkonidae
Gene: LYRM2
Product: LYR motif containing 2
Exons: 3
Coding region: 144-410 (88 amino acids)
Cellular component (GO): mitochondrion
Source: RefSeq, a predicted model, not a curated record